Symsagittifera roscoffensis is the source of this 1998-nucleotide messenger RNA. RefSeq names its product katanin p60 ATPase-containing subunit A-like 2. Bases 148 to 1905 code for a protein of 585 amino acids. The record is from RefSeq and is a predicted model, not a curated record. Gene Ontology annotation, molecular function: protein binding; ATP hydrolysis activity; ATP binding. The transcript has a single exon. NCBI's taxonomy places the organism in Eukaryota, Metazoa, Xenacoelomorpha, Acoela, Convolutidae.
UGUGCACGUGCUUAAUAAAACAGCUAUUUAAUAUACACUUGACGCAUGAUAGAAUUCUGGUUAUGCUUAACCAUGGUCGUAUCAUUCAUCUUUGUUACAAACACAAUACCAAAAAAAUGAAUACCGAUCUCACUUUUAUGUUCUAAGAUGGCCACUGCUGAAAUGAAUUAUAUGUCGUUGCGUUCCGCCAAUCAAGCUCGAGAAGCCGAAGAGACGAAGGCCGACCAGCGAAGAAAAAAUGUGAUUAUUCUUAUGCAUGACUACCUGAGAAACUCCGGAUUCACCAGUACCGCUUCAUCUCUGGCUUCGGAAACUAACUUGCCCCUGGAUACCUUUGAAGUUGCCGACAAUGUUGAUCUGGAGACAAUUCUACAAGAAUACGAGUCGUAUUAUUUUGUGAAAUUCCAACGACACCCAAGAAUCAUUCGGAAAAAUGGUGCAAACCAAUCUGAUGAUAAAAGUUCAGCGCACAAAAGACCAACCCCAAAACGAUCCUACACAACUAAUCAAAGUUCUUUACCUAAAAUAGAUCAAAAUAGACCUUCUACGGGGGGAGCUACUGGACAAUCAAGCAAUGGACCUCAAAGUUCAAACGCAACUCCUCAGAAAACUUUAUCCGAAAAGAAAACUUCGGCCGGGACAAUAAAACGAAGCAGUCCAAAAGACGACACGAAAAGCAACACUUCAGAUUCAAGUUCAACUGCAAAUAGUGUUAACAAUUUUUCAGGGCUAAGCGUUCAAGGCGUCACAGCUAAAAACGAACCGCAAACGGGUCGCGCAAAAGCGGGUCAAAUAAUCGAUUACCGAGCCCUGUUAAAAGAUGCCAUUUUUGGAGAUGGUCAACACGAGAAUCCAAAUCCGAAUGGUGCGAAUAAAAAUUUUUUCACAGAUGUCAUGACAAAAAAGACCAGUGCUGAUUACGAAGACAAAUUUUUGAAACCAGUCGGCGCAUUAGCGGGUUACAAUUCCGAAAUGCGAGAACUCGCAGUCUCAAUAAGCAAAGAUAUUUAUCUUGAAAGUACAAACGUUAAAUUUGACGAUAUAAUAGGCUUGGACAACGCCAAAAAGCUUGUAAAGGAAGCUGUGGUUUAUCCGAUAAAGUAUCCCGAACUGUUCCAAGGAAUUUUGUCUCCUUGGAAGGGUUUGCUUCUCUAUGGGCCCCCGGGUACGGGUAAAACAUUGCUGGCCAAAGCGGUCGCCAGCGAGUGCAAUACGACCUUUUUCAACAUUUCUGCUUCGAGUAUUGUCAGUAAAUGGCGCGGGGACUCCGAAAAACUGGUUAGGGUGCUAUUUGAUCUGGCCAGGUUCCACGCGCCGAGUACCAUCUUCGUUGAUGAAUUGGAGAGUUUGAUCAGCCAGCGAGGCGAGGGUUUUGGAACCGAACACGAAGGAAGUCGACGAAUGAAAACCGAGCUUUUGGUCCAGAUGGAUGGGCUCGCACGUUCGGAUGAUCUCGUUUUUCUUCUCGCUGCUUCGAACUUACCCUGGAUGUUGGACCAUGCAAUGCUACGCAGGCUUGAAAAAAGAAUCCUAGUUGACCUGCCCAUAGCAGAAGCCAGAGAUUCAAUGUUCCAGAAGUUCUUGCCGACGCUACUGAAUGACCGAGCCAGUCACAGUUGUCUGAAAUUACACACAAAUCUAGACUACCAAGAACUAGCCGAAAAAUCAGAAGGUUAUUCAGGUUCAGAUAUAAGGCUUGUGUGUAAAGAGGCUGCAAUGGAUAAAGUCCGGGAUAUUUUUGACGUGCUUGAAAACUGCCAAUCAGCCAAAGAUCUUCCACAAACCUUGAGUUUGAAAACGAUAACCACUGAAGAUGUUUUGCAAGCACUCGAGAAAACCAAACCCUCGGCCAAAGGCUUGAAAAGCAAAUACGAUGCCUGGGAGACUCAGUUCCAAUCUAUUUAAUCUAAAUUUUUGAAUUGAAUAUUUGCUGCUUUCUAAUUAUGAUUUCCCGAUUGAUUAUGUAUCUACAUGAGCUUUAAAUUUAUUGCAAAAAAA